This is a messenger RNA of Phycomyces blakesleeanus NRRL 1555(-), 2262 nucleotides long. RefSeq lists its product as hypothetical. NCBI's taxonomy places the organism in Eukaryota, Fungi, Mucoromycota, Mucoromycetes, Mucorales, Phycomycetaceae. The record is from RefSeq and is a predicted model, not a curated record. The transcript is spliced from 6 exons. The coding region runs from base 1 to 2262 and encodes 753 amino acids. Gene Ontology annotation, molecular function: protein binding.
AUGAACAAACCGGAAAAACUCUGCAUUGGAACCUGGACCUGGAUUGAAGCAAAGCUGCGAACUGGAACAAGACUCUGGAUUAGGACAAGAGUCUUGAGUUACCAUAUUGGCCAAAUUAAUAACCUGUUUCAAUUGGUUUUAUCUUUGCCAUAUGUCCCAAAGAUCUGUCUCUUAGUCAAAAAAAAUUAUAAUAACCUUCAUCAAGAAAAAACAAUUUUCCUUUUCCAGAAGCAUAUCGUUCUUUUGACCAAACCUUAUAGUAUUUUGUGUAGAGUGGAUGUAGUAAGGGAAAUAUGUGAAGUUGCUGCGGUCUGUGUCCCUUCAUGGUUACUUGUUAAGCCAAGUGACAAUAUUUAUAAUAUACAAUACUUGCUGCCCACAAACUUACCCUUUGAAAUCCUCUCGCAAAUUGCGCAUUUUGUAUCAGCGGAUUAUAAGUUUUCUUGUAUUCUCACUUGCAAGGCAUGGCGAUAUCCGUUUCAAGAAUCGCUUUUGGAGAAUAUCGAAGUCAGUUCCAUGGAUACACUUGAUAACAUAUGUGCUAUUGUAAAGGAUUCAACAGGCAAUUACACACCACAAGAACUUAUAACCCAAAGUUUACGUGUUACUGGAAAGACAAGCUUGGCUGACUGGCAGGAGACCCGUGUUUUUAAGACCUUUCCAAACUUGAAGUAUCUUGAUAUGGGAUCACUGUCUUUUUACGAUGUCGACAUAAAAUGUACAAAAUAUGGUCCUCCAUGGGAGUCGGUGACUAGCUUAAAAUUCCAAGUUUCUCCAACCAGUUGGAGAAUAUCGAAUGAAUUCAUCCUUGAGAUUCUGCGAAAGAUUCCCAAUCUCCAAUCAAUAGACAUAUCUUCAGAUUCUUUCUAUUACUUGAUCGAGUUUGAUCUCAGUCAAUAUAAUAGCUUUCACAUCGCAUUACCGAAGUUGACAAGUAUUAAGGCUCGUUUAGGGCUCAAGGAUAUACAUCCAAAUGCAGUACCAUCGAUUCCAAGAACCCUACCAGCGCUCUAUGUAACAAAUCUCUAUCUAGAACACACAUACUGCAGUUACCUGUGGCUAUACUACUUUUGCUAUAAGUACCCAAACUUGCGUACUCUGAUAUGGAAAUCCGUACACAAAUUUGGAAACAUAGUCAUUGAAGAAGACGACGGAAGAAAAAUAUCACUACUCCGUUCGGUUAAAAGAUUGUUCCCGCACUUGGAAACUGUGGAUUUUUACACUGAGGAACCGACAGAAUGGUCGCAUUCUAUAUUUUGGAAUCUCCUUUGUCUGUCAGAUGUUCCUAUCAAGAAAUUAAAGUACAAGAUCAAAUCCAGGGACUCUGAUGCAACCUGUUUUGGUAUGACCAUCGAACGAUUUACCCGAUCCUUUUCAACAACGCUCGAAAAAAUCUCUAUUGUCGGAAAUGUAUAUUUUGACGUUGAAAACAUCGUAAAGCUAGAAUGUAUCUAUUGUCCAAAUUUGGUGAGCGUUGAAAUCAAUGAAUGUGGCGUAUCUAUUGCAUUGGAUAAUCUAUUGGAUAAUUGGCCGGCUUUAAGACGACUCAAGUUUUCCAAUGUACACCUGUAUAUUAAUCCAGAAUCCCAAAGAGAAUCAGCACAGCACGGCCUCCGUUUUAUGGUGCUAGAUAAUAUUGUUGCAAGUGCCCCUGUUUUCAAAUACAUGUCUUUCAGAUGCAGACUUUUACAAUAUAUGAGCUUGAGCCAGUCGCAGAUUUGUGGACCAAUUUUGGACGAGACCGGAAGCCUGUGCAUUGAUAUGUCUUACACCAACUUCAGACUACUACAACUCGACCAUGUCAAAUUCUACUCAUCCGAAGAAGACAUAAGCAAAGAUACUUCCAUCAACUUAACAUUGCUUUCCCACUCAGCUGGCAAUCAAACACUGGAUGAAGCAAAAAAGAAAGUGAAUGCAAAUGCAAAUGAAAAUCGGAAAUCUACCGUGGAGCAUCUGUCUUGGUAUCAUCUUUACUGUGAAUUGGAUUGCCCAUUCGACUAUGUCCCAAAGGUUAGGCAACUCUCACAACAAGAAGUGUGUACUGCUAUCAAGUAUUUUGAAGAUUUCCAGCUUAAAGAUAGGACAAAUAUUUUCGAAGUUGAAAGGUCUUGUAACGGGCAGGUUGAUAAAGAAGAUUGGAAGGAAGACCUUUAUAGAGGUUAUGUAGAAUUUAGAUGUGGGCACAUAACUGAAUAUGCGGUGCCUUUAUUCUGGGUUAGUGAAACUAGUUUUUGGCAAAAUUUAUUUGACAGCUCCUGGUAA